This is a messenger RNA of Staurois parvus, 471 nucleotides long. The record is from the annotation of a GenBank genome assembly. NCBI's taxonomy places the organism in Eukaryota, Metazoa, Chordata, Amphibia, Anura, Ranidae.
AUGGGCCCCUGUACCGCCUCCUCAUGCUGCUGCCAGGCCCCUAAUCUGCCAUGGGCCCCUGUACCGCCUCCUCAUGCUGCUGCCAGGCCCCUAAUCUGCCAUGGGCCCCUGUACCGCCUCCUCAUGCUGCUGCCAGGUCCAGAGUCUCUCAUGGGUCCCUGUACGGCCUCCCAUUGCUGCUGUCUCCAUCGCCACACUCUGCCAUGUGCCACUUUCAGGUCUCCUCACACACUGCUGGUGUGUUCAAUUUUUUGUCAUAGGGUGCUGGCAGAUUACGGGCCUCCCAUAGCUGCUGCCAGGCCCCUAAUCUGCCAUGGGCCCCUAAUCUCAUGCUGCUGCCAGGUCCAGAGUCUCUCAUGGGUCCCUGUACGGCCCUCCCAUGCUGCUGUCUCCAUCGCCACACUCUGCCAUGUGCCACUUUCAGGUCUCCUCACACUGCUGGUGUGUUCAAUUUUUUGUCAUAGGGUGCUG